Gadus chalcogrammus (walleye pollock) is the source of this 4680-nucleotide messenger RNA. It is a transcript of the gene znf407, whose product is annotated as zinc finger protein 407. Gene Ontology annotation, molecular function: zinc ion binding; nucleic acid binding. NCBI's taxonomy places the organism in Eukaryota, Metazoa, Chordata, Actinopteri, Gadiformes, Gadidae. The transcript is spliced from 11 exons. The coding region runs from base 142 to 4680 and encodes 1512 amino acids. The record is from RefSeq and is a predicted model, not a curated record.
GUGACGCGUAGGCCACGCUACGGUACGCCAUUUGUGACUAGCAGCAAAAACGCGGACACUGGAAUUGUUGUCGUAUUAAACGGUAUUGUCAAAUCAUCGAGGAAAACAAACUGCUCGCUCUAUAUUCCGGCAAGCCAUGACAUGGAUGUCUUAUUGACGUCGGACAAAGCGGUUUCUAAGGAACAGCAUGAUCAAGAUGAUUCCGGAGGGAAGUGUCAUACAGCCAACGAUGGGGGGAUAAAGUUAAGCGAAAAACCCUUGGCCACCGUAGUUGCGGGGACUGAUGAAGUGGAGGAGGAGGAGGAGGAGGAGGUGGAUGAGGAAAAGUCGGCAGACAAGGUGAAGCCAGACCAACCUUCCUCACAAGGUAAUGACCUCUGUUCAAUCUGUGGCUUCCUAGCCAAAUGCCCAAGAGCCUUAAAGAUCCACUCAACAAGGAAACAUGGGAAGAGAGCUAGAAGGCGAACCAAGUCGGACCAAGAUGGCGAGGCUGCUUCACAAACGGCUACAGCUACAGUUCCCAAGGAGUCUGCUCAGGAGGAAGAAAACUCUAAAGAGUCCGACCAAACCCAGGAAUCAGACCCAAACUCAGCUGAUGAAUUAAAGUCUGUAGCCAAAGACCAUGGGAUAUAUGCAAGGGGCUCUGUUAAGACAGAGAAGGUAGUGGCCAUACAGCCAGCCACUGAGGACCCCGAGAGCCUCACGAAGGAGCGCCGACUGAGCAAGAGGACCCCAAAACCCAAAGUCAUUCACUCUUGCAACUAUUGUGGGCAAGAGUUCUGGGAUAAAUCUCUCCUUGAGGUGCAUGUUAAGAGAACACAUGCCAAAGACACGCCGUACACAUUCGAUGCGGAGGAGAACGUGGAAGAGGAGGGGGAGGAGGAGGAAGAGGAAGAGGAAGAGGAGGAAGAGGACGAGGUGACUGCAACAGCAGCAACGGAGCCUGUGGCCGGCGACCUGGCAGACGUGCCGGCGAGUUCUGCGCCCAAGCGCAUGCUUAGCAGGUUCCAGUUGAAGUGCGGCAGCUGCGAGUUCAGGGUCAGCACCCCUGCCUUGCUGGAGAGCCACUCCCGAGUCAAGCACCCCAGUACGGAAUGGUUCCGCUGCAAACUGUGCCACUAUUUCACGGCCUCCGCCGAGUGGAUGACUGCCCACCUCUCCUCCGAGGGCCACAAGCGGCACCAGGAAGGGGAUGGCGGCAAGGCCAGCGCCACAUUUGAAGACUGUGUUGAGAAGGUGACCCGAGACAGCACUGGGGACGGUGCCCUGGUUAAUGAGGGGGCUAAGGGGAGCGAUGGAGGGCGGCUCCCGCUGUCCGAAGGCCACCGGCAGGCUGAGGAGGCAGUGGAGGCUGCUAGAGUGGAGCUGGCCGAGGGGGAGAAACUGGAUGAGCCGCAACCAGCGAAGAAGAAAAGGGGCAGGCCCAAGCAGACGUCCACCACCACAUGCGGGUACUGCGGUCUAGUCGUGUCCAAUGCUACCAACCUGAAUGUACAUGUACGCCGCAAACAUAGCAAGGAGUAUGGCUACAAUUGCACGCUCUGCAACUACAGCUGCGUAACGAAAGGAGACAUGGACCGCCACUGUAUUACCAAAAAACAUGUUCGUCGUGUGCUGGAGUCUGCAGGGAAGAAACAGGAGCAGGAUCCCAUAGAGGUCUCCUAUCAGAUAGCCCGAGAGAGUUCUCAGGGUUCAGAUGGAGAGCCUGCACCAGACAGUGCUUGCUCUGACGAAAACGAAAAAGAAGACAAUGAACACUCGGACACCAGCCAGAAGAAGAGUAAAUAUGACUCUGUUAACGCCUGCAGCCAUUGUGAUUUUGUUGCCCAUUCGAUCCCUUCCCUCCAUAGCCAUGUAAAGAGGAAGCACACCAAGGACUUUGAGUUUGUCUGUCUAGCAUGCAGCUAUUAUGCGGUAACAAGCAGGGAGAUGUCUCGCCACUCCACCACGGACAAACAUAAGCAGAAGAGCCAGAAAUACCAGGAGACUCAGAAGAGUCCUGAUCAAAUCACACUUCAGGUUCCACAGGAAGAGGAAAUGGUGCAAGAUGGCGAAGCAGAUGCAGACACCUCCGUUGAUCCUGUUUGUCCAGGAACGGCCGCAGAAAAGCCUGAUGAAAAUUCUAUGGAGGUGGAAGGUGAGCCCCAAAUGGCAGGGGAUGAGCCCCAAACCAAUACCCAACUGAACCAGAACGAACCGUCUGGUGACGAAUCUUUGCCAGGCGACCAGACAAUAACUUCUGUCUCCAAGGAGACUCCUGCAGAGCUACCACAUAUCACUCAUCCACCCAAAGAGCGGAACCCCCCGGAGGAAGGAGAGGACAUGGAGACCGCCCUCAUCGACUGCGGCGAGGAGAUGGCAGACGCUGAAGUAGACGAGCCCGUCCCUGACACGCAGAUGUCCAAGGCGCCACCGUUCGACGCCUGCAUCUUCUCCAUCAAGGCACUAAUGGAGCGAGAAAAGGCCCAGGAAGAGGGCACGGCUCCGGAGGGAGAGGCCGCCACGGGCGUCGGUCCGACCCGGGUCUCUUUGGCGCUCCCGACCCUGCCCACCGUCCGGACCAGCCCGCACGUCAAGAAGAUCCGGCCGCGGCUCCGGGUGAAAUGCGAAGGCCGGGCCGCGCGCAUCCGCUGCGACGACUGCGGCUUCAUGGCGGACGGCCUCAGCGGCCUUAACGUUCACAUCUCCAUGAAGCACCCCACCAAGGAGAAGCACUUCCACUGCAUGGUGUGCGGCAAGUCCUUCUACACGGAGAGCAACCUGCACCAGCACCUGACCAGCGCCGCCCACCUGCGCAACGAGCAGAACAGCGUGGAGGAGCUGCCCGAGGGCGGGGCUUCCUUCAAGUGUGUCAAGUGCACGGAGCGCUUCGAGACGGAGCAGGACCUGUUCGUGCACAUCAAGGAGAAGCACGAGGAGCUCCUGCGCGAGGUCAACAAGUACGUGCUGGAGGACACGGAGCAGAUCAACCGCGAGCGCGAGGAGAACCAGGGCAGCGUGUGCAAGUUCUGUGGCAAGGUGUGCAAGAGCAGCAACUCCAUGGCCUUCCUAGCCCACGUGCGCACGCAUACCGGCUCCAAACCCUUCAAAUGUAAGAUCUGCAACUUUGCCACCGCCCAGCUGGGGGACGCCAGGAACCACGUGAAGAGGCACCUGGGCAUGAGGGAGUACAAGUGUGACAUGUGCGGGUGGGCCUUUGUGAUGAAGAAGCACUUGAGCACACACAUGCUGGGCCGACACGGCAUUGGACAGCGGAAAGAGAGGAAGUUUGAGUGUGGCCUGUGCGAGCGCUCCUUCGCAGAGAAGUGGGCGCUGAACAACCACAUGAAGCUCCACACUGGGGAAAAGCCCUUCAAGUGCGCCUGGCCUUCCUGCCACUACGCCUUCCUGUCCCUGUCGGCCAUGAGGGACCACUACAGGACGCACACCGGUGAGAAGUCCUACCUUUGUGACCUGUGCGGCUUUGCGGGGGGAACCAGACACGCCCUCACCAAACACAGACGGCAGCACACAGGGGAGCGGCCGUUCAAAUGUCACCUCUGCAACUUCGCCUCCACCACUCAGUCCCACCUGUCCCGGCACAAGCGCGUGCACACGGGGGAGAAGCCGUACCGCUGUCCCUGGUGCGAGUACAGGGUCAGGACGGUGUUCAGGUUAAUUCCUCUAACUGCUGGCAUCGUGUCCAAGUCCUACGAGUGCCGCCUGAAGGGCCAGGGGGCCGCCAUCGUGGAGACCCUGGAGGCCCCCGGCUCCCAGGCCGGGCCCUUCAGGUCCCCGGAGCCCGGCGGGGCCCACGACGGGCCGGUCCAGCAGCUGAUCAUCAUCCAGGGCUACGGCAACGGCGAGAUCGACCAGACGGAGCUGGAGGAGUCGGCCGCCACCACGCUGCAGACGCUCGCCAUGUCCGGCCAGGUGGCCAAGGUGCUCCACAUCACCGAGGACGGCCAGCUGGUGGCCGCCACCGGGGACGUGGCGUCGGGCGGCUCCGCCCACCUGGGCGCCUCCGGGGGCACGCAGUACGUGGUGCUGGAGUCCGGCGGCGGCGGCGGCGGUGGGAGGGAGGGCCUGCAGCAGGUGGUGGUGGCGGCGGCGAGGAGGGCGGCGGCGGCAGCGGCCGGGGAGACGGCGGGAGGACUUCAGGGAGGCAUGGCGUCCGAGUCGGCCACCGCUCUGGACGCGCUGCUGUGCGCCGUCAGUGAGCUGGGGCAGCAGGAGAUGGAGGUGCCAGCAGGAGGAGGAGGUGGAGGCGGGGAGGAAGAGGUGGUGGUAUCAAUGGGGGAGGCUCAGACGCCGCAGGGCGUGAAGGAGGAGGGGCUGGAGGAGCUGCAGCAGGAGGCGGAGGCGUCGUCCCCCAAGGAGGAGGAGGCGCAGAAGCCGACCAACGUCAUGCAGGAGGUGCUGCAGUUCGCCGCCGCCCAGAUGAUGAAGGAGGGCCUGAAGCAGGUGAUCAUCAACAGCGAGGGCACCCACUACAUCGUCACGGAGCUGGACGACUGCACCCUGCAGGUGGAGGAGGCCGUGUUCCAGGACACGCCCGAAGACCGAGUCCACAACAUGGCGGGAACAGUGGGGCUAGCAUCGCUCCAUCUCUCCACCACCAUCGCCACGCUCAUCAUGCGAGCCGGCACGGACAUCACACCCAUCAGGCCGUGCUUUCCCAUCAGGCACUCCGAUCACUAA